Tyto alba (common barn owl) is the source of this 1960-nucleotide messenger RNA. It is a transcript of the gene MPZL3, whose product is annotated as myelin protein zero like 3. Gene Ontology annotation, cellular component: membrane. The transcript has 6 exons. Bases 108 to 812 code for a protein of 234 amino acids. The record is from RefSeq and is a predicted model, not a curated record. Lineage: Eukaryota; Metazoa; Chordata; Aves; Strigiformes; Tytonidae.
GGCAGGCCGAGCCGGGCGGCGGGGAGCGGCCAUCUUGGGGCUGCCCCCGCCCUCACCUGCGCUGCCCGCAGGUGAGCCGCCAUGUUGCGGCCCUGAGCGGAGCCGGGAUGCGGUGCGGCGAGCCGGCGGUGGCCGGCGGUCUGCUCCUCCUUCCGCGGGCGGCCCUGCUUCUGCUCGGUGUCUGCAAUGCUCUGUCCCUGGAAAUUAAAGCAAGCUCUAAAGUACGAGCUUUCAUUGGUGAACAAGUAACACUGAAAUGCUCAUUCACAUCUAGUUCACCCAUCACUGAGAGCCUGACGGUAGACUGGACAUACCGGCCCCUCGCAGGUGGUCAGAUGGAGACAAUUUUUCACUAUCAGUCCAUUCCAUACCCAACGACAGUGGGAAGAUUCAAAGACAGGAUAUCCUGGAUUGGGAAUGUUGCCAAGGGUGAUGCUUCUGUUGCUAUCCAAAGCCCAGUGAUGAGUGACAAUGGGACGUUCAUCUGCAGCGUGAAGAAUCCUCCAGAUGUGUACCAUAACAUUCCCCAGACGAUGCUGAUCGUUACGGAGAGGGGCCUUUCCUUCCAGCUAACGUCAGCGGUGCUGCUGUCCAUUUUAGUAUUUCUCCCUUCCAUCAUUGUGGUCAUCCUGCUGUUGGUAAGGAUGGGAAGGAAAUUUGGUGUGUUAAAGGAGAAAAAAAAACCUGGCUGUAAGAAAUCCUCCAUCGAAGUGUCUGAUGAGCCCGAACGUACAGAGACAGAAAACUGCUUGGGGAAACUGAGAAGCUGGUGUCUGAACUGUGUGGACACGGAUGAGGAAGACCCAUACUGAUGAAAGACUAGAGCUAUGGAUAAAGAACAAAAUUACAGCACUGAAAAUCAUGGCUAGAUAGGUGUAUGAAGUCUGCUGGAUACCCAGUUCAGAUUGAAGGACCUGCUCGAACAUUGGUAGACUGGAAGAAUCAUGCCAAUGGGAUAAUUCACUUUUAUUUAAGCACAAAAUAAUGAUUUUGGGAAUCUUUCUAAUUUAUUGGAAAAAAAAAAAUACCUCCUAACCUCACUUCUCCAGUGCCUACAGAAACCUCCGUGCCUACAGCUGUACAGCCUGUUUCCUACCAGCAGUCUGACACUGCAUGUUUCUUAGUUUACUUGCAAAUUUGUUUCCUUUGUUAUUGGUGGCAUCCCUCCUUUUCUGUGCCCUUGAAUUCCAACUGCCUGAAGCACGGGCUACUCCAGAAUGAUGUUGGCUCUCUAAGGUGAUCAUCAUGGGGCACCGACAAUGUUUUUUUCUCAAUUUUUGUGAAACAUAUUUCUGAGGACGAAAAAAUGUUUGAUUAGUUGGUAUAUGACAUCCUUUGUCUUGGAGUGAAGAGAACCUACUGCUUUUUAACUAUUUCUUGGUUUAAUCUGCCACUUAAUUACAAGAUCACCAUUUUGUUCCUACUGUUUUCUGAUUCUAUUUUUAAGUCACCAACUGCACAGUAGUCUUACCUUACAUUGUUGAAUUUUAUCUUUCCUUCUUUUUUCUUAUUAUUUGUCCAACAGCUGCAUUACUAGGUAUAUCUCCUUCUACUUGUAGAAGUGAAGCACAAUUCAUAUAAAACUAAUCUUUUAAAACCAGAAAUGCAAAUGGGGACUCUGUAUCUGGGGAAACAUUAACCCCAUCUACCUCAACCAUUGACUCAAGCAGUAUCCAAAGGAAUGAUCCGUGUUCAGAAGAACAGCCAUGUUCCUCCUCUCUUCUAGGUACCCUUUUAGGGAAACAGCUAAACUGCCUGGGAAGAAAGAGUACUUUCUCUUUCACCCACCUCGUCCAAUAGUGAUGGCAGAGAGCAGUAGGAUUCACGUCUGCUCAGUACCUAACCAGCUGCUGUCUUCUGCUUCCUUUCUGUAUGCGGCAUUGGUCAAAUAGUCUCUUUUUACACGUGUCAUAAGUUUACUGUUGACUUUGUGCCGUUACCAAUAAAUUGCUUUGUUUCA